UUGAGCUGAUUCUCCCCUCUUAUGCUGACGCGGCCAAGUUGAUCCAUGCCAUGGUCACUACCUUAGUUACCUGAUCGGUUCUGGAACUGUCACCGCUGCAACUGACUUUUGCGAAGAGAUACAUCGAAGAUGGCUUCUCAAGGCGGAAAGCCCAUUGCCACGACGAACGAGGUGAUUGAGAGCGCCGUGAUCCGCGCCCCGCUCUCGCACAUCUGGCACUUCAUCAAGCUGCCUGACUUCGACAAGUUUUGGCCCGCCAUUGCCAAGGCCGAGCACGUCCGUGGCGUCAGCAGCGAGACGGACGUGGUGCGGUGGACCUUCAAGGACGGAAGCGUCGUCGAGGUCAAGCAGGACGAGCACAGCAACCUCGAGCACUUCAUCACGUACAGCGUCAUCAGCGCGGAGCCCGAGCUGUCGUACUCGAGCGUCGUGAGCACCAUCCGCUGCUGGCCGGUCACAUCGGGCGAGUUUGAGGACAACACCUUUGUCCGCUGGACAUCCAAGUUUUCGAGCGAUGCCGACCUGGGCGUGCUCGAGGAUGCCAAGUACAAGCGCCGCGAUGCAUUGGAGGGCUUGGCGGCGGCUGCUGCCCAGAUGGUGAAGGAGCACCAAAAGUAGAGGGCAGAGAGGUCUGUUUGCAUCCACAGGGGAAUGGUUCUGUAACGAGGUCAGGCCCCCGCGGCGACCAGCUUGGACCAGAAUGGCGAGGAGAUAUUAAGCCUGGGACGGGCUGCAGCAGCAUCCAGGCCAAGGGAGGUUGAAAGGAACCGCAGAAACAGUGAGCAAGCUAAUUCAGGGUUUAUGAUAUUGUCGUUCUCUCGGAAUGCACCAGGCUGAUGCCUAAAAGCUCGUGCCUACUUGGGAGCAUUGAGGUCGCUUCUUUCUUUG
This is a messenger RNA of Thermothielavioides terrestris NRRL 8126, 888 nucleotides long. RefSeq lists its product as uncharacterized. The record is from RefSeq and is a predicted model, not a curated record. The transcript has 3 exons. Lineage: Eukaryota; Fungi; Ascomycota; Sordariomycetes; Sordariales; Chaetomiaceae. Bases 130 to 618 code for a protein of 162 amino acids.